Hylaeus anthracinus is the source of this 1488-nucleotide messenger RNA. RefSeq names its product phospholipid scramblase 1-like. The coding region runs from base 458 to 1351 and encodes 297 amino acids. Gene Ontology annotation, cellular component: plasma membrane. Gene Ontology annotation, biological process: plasma membrane phospholipid scrambling. Lineage: Eukaryota; Metazoa; Arthropoda; Insecta; Hymenoptera; Colletidae. The record is from RefSeq and is a predicted model, not a curated record. Gene Ontology annotation, molecular function: phospholipid scramblase activity. The transcript is spliced from 7 exons.
CGGCUUUAUCCGCCAUCGCGAUAACGAGCCAGCUAUCAGCGAUAACGGGGAUCGAAGAGGAUCGGCGUUGGUCUGCCGCGGCUAUUCCAGACAAAACAAUUUUCAGUGAUCCGCUAAAGUUUUGCCAAGGAUGACAAGAACGAGACGCGCCGCCGGCUGGGAAAAUCUAGAUGUCCUGAAAAACGGAUUCCGUCGAUUCAUUCGACACUCGAAGACGAAAUAGAAAAGGGAGGAAGAGGCGAGGCCGUUUCCUGCGCUACGCUGACCUGUUUCGCCGUAAUAAUAUUCACGCUUCGCGGUUGAUCGAUCGUUGUAUUCCCUCGCCACUCGACGAGUUCAUUAGAAUUAAUUAAUUCGCCGAGGUCUACGUAAUACCCACACGGGCUGAAGAAAAAUCGUGUAAGCAGCGUCGAAGUUAUGCUCUGGACCAUUCACCCGAACAACGUAAUUCGUCGUCAUGGUGCAAGAGGAAGUGGCGCCGAGCGUCCUUAAUUCCGUCCAUUCUGGUAACUCCACCAAUCAUGCCAACACCGUGAAUCUGCAGAUGAUGGAAGUGCAACGAGACCAAGUGUCCUACUCGCCUCCUGUGCUUUCCGGACCAAAUGUCAUUACAGCACAGCCACAAGGAGACGUUCAACAACCGAGGAGACCGAUUCCAAUCAGCACUCUGGACUGGACGUCGACCUCGAGAUCUCAACUUAGCGCUCUCUCUGGAAGUCACUUCUUGGGAAACGUGGAACAGUUGGAAAUACAACAGGUCGUCGAUCUAAGGACACUGCUGGCUAGAUCGAGAAAGGGUUUCCAGUACAGAGUGAAAGUGCCAAAAGCGGAAACGUUGUUUUUGGCGAUGGAGACGAAACCGGAGAAUCGAUCGGACGGAUUCAGUUGUUCUAAAUUGCUGCGCGAUGAUUUAACAAUGAACAUUUUAGAUCAAUGCGGCGAACCAGCGUUUAUCAUGAAAAUCAACUCGAGGUGGACGUACACUCUGAACAAGUUACGCAAAAUUACGGUGGGAAGCUCGAACCUAAUCGGAACCGUGGAAGAAAAUUUCAGUAUUAUGGGGCCAAGCUUCACGGUCUACGAUGCAACAAGGAACGAACUUUGCAGCAUAUUCGGACCAAAUGUUUGCGGUUGCUGCAUGUACAGUGAAGCGCAAUUCCAAGUAAUUUCAGUGGAUGGUACCCAUCAAAUUGCAUCUCUGAUGCAUCAAUGGGACAAUACUUUACGCGAUUAUAUAUUAUUGAUCACAUUUCCUGCAGACACGAAUAUAAAACUGAAAAGCUUGCUUCUCGGUGCUGCAUUUCUCAUGGAACACAUGUACUUCAAGCGAAUAAGAAUGUCGCGGACUUGAGCAAAAAACUGAGAACACGCUAGCAUGUUGUUCAAACGUAAUUUCUUUGUAAAUUCAUGCAAGAAUCCAGAUUCGCUCAAUAAAAUAAGUAAUCGAUUCGAUAAGUAAUUCCCAGAUAUAAAAUAUACACGUAUAGU